AUGACCUAACCCGGUGGCAGCCUGCCCCCCACGGGUGAACCCUCUGAAGCAGAUAAGGCCCCUCCCUGUUCCAGGCCCCGCCCCUCCCACACACUUCUCAUCUCCUCUUAGCCCCCCCAGAGCCUCUCCAUUUACUUUGUUCAGGCACCUUAUCCGCACGGCAUGUGGUAUCUGACCCUGGGUGGAAACCCGCCAACUGGCAACCCAGGGACCCACCCUUUUAAGCUGUGGGCGCUCAGAGUAAUUUAUGAGAGUGUAGCCAGCCCGACUAGCUGGGUUCUCCUCCUGCUGGGGGCUCUUCCCAUCCACCUGGAGAAUAAGGGCUCUGUGGAGGUCAUGAGGAAAGACCUGAAUGAUGCCCGGGACCUGCAUGGCCAGGCCGAGUCUGCUGCUGCUGUGUGGAAGGGACACGUGAUGGACCGCAGGAAGAAGGCCCUGACCGACUACAAGAAGCUCCGGGCUUUCUUUGUGGAGGAGGAGGAGCGCUUCCUGCAGGAGGCAGAAAAAGAGGAGGGGUCCCCCGAAGAUGAGGAUGCUGACCCUGCAGAGAGGUUCAGGUCCCUCCUGCAGGCCCUGUCGGAGCUGGAGCGGAGGCACCGCAACCUGGGCCUUAGCAUGCUGCUCCAGUGAUGCCAGGCAGAGGAAGCUGGCUCGACCAUGGCCCGGCCCCUAGCAGCUCCAUCCGCCUCGUUCAGGACCCCGGAGUGUCCUAGGUGUGACUGGGCUUCGUACCGUAGGUGCCACCUUGGGUUGUCCCCUCAGUAGUGACGGUGUUUUCUUUCCUUGGGUGUUUGUGUUUCUGGGCUAUAAAAGCCAGCCUCACUGUGGAGACCUGAAGCGGUGGGGAGGCAUCAGUAACUCAAGUGUAUCCUGUUCUUUCUCUUCAUAAAGCUGUUAUUGCCGCCA
Messenger RNA from Myotis davidii, 906 nucleotides. RefSeq names its product ring finger protein 187 (gene RNF187). Bases 163 to 630 code for a protein of 155 amino acids. The record is from RefSeq and is a predicted model, not a curated record. Lineage: Eukaryota; Metazoa; Chordata; Mammalia; Chiroptera; Vespertilionidae. The transcript has 4 exons.